Anas platyrhynchos (mallard) is the source of this 1948-nucleotide messenger RNA. Its product is annotated as phospholipid scramblase 1. Gene Ontology annotation, cellular component: plasma membrane. Gene Ontology annotation, molecular function: phospholipid scramblase activity. Gene Ontology annotation, biological process: plasma membrane phospholipid scrambling. NCBI's taxonomy places the organism in Eukaryota, Metazoa, Chordata, Aves, Anseriformes, Anatidae. The record is from RefSeq and is a predicted model, not a curated record.
GUUUUUCAAAUCCUAAACCUUCUCAGAAAGGGCCUGUUUUGGUAUUUAGGUGAUGCUGUGCAUGAUGUCACUUGGGGGCUUGUGUUAGUGUGCUCAUGGCAGUAUCUUACGCAGCAGGGUAAGAAAUGAAAGUGGUGGUCAUGAAUGAAGCCGGUAUUAUUUUCCAGAUAAAAAGCAGAAGCUCUGCAGUUAAGUGAAUUAAGAUGUCUCUAAAUUAGUUGCAGCCUAGCUACAGACAUUCAUCAGGAUAAGUGAGAUUUGGAAAAUGAGAAGCUGUGCGAUGCAGUUCUUAAAACCAGAAAAUGAACCAUGGGUGUUCUUCUGUCCAUUGAGAAGGAGCAAACAGUCUCAGGCUGUUCCCUUUUUAUUGUUCUCUGAACUGGAACUGUUUUAUUCUGAUUUUGUUCAGAACCUUCAUUUCCUUAGUUGCUUUUCUAGCAGGUUUUGGCUGACCCUUAGGUACUUGGGUUGAGACCUCCUGGGGAGGGAAAGCUGCUGUGUUCCGCAUGUGGGUGCAGCUGAAGGCUGCUUCUGUGCCUGUUAGAGUAACGCUGCAGGAAAGGAAGGUUGGGUGUGUGCUGCCUUUGGGCUGUUGCAGCACUUUAGUGUGAGCUCUGAGAGCAGAGGGAAGAGCCUGGGAGCUCCCCAAGGGUGUGGAUGAGGAUGGAUGGCACUGACCUAGAUGGCGCAGCGCUUGAGAGCAGUUAUAAGCAGAUCCACGGCAAUGGAAGCAUAUAACCCUGCAUCGGCACCUGGAUUUGCAAACGUUGGCUAUGCACAGGGAAAUCAGGUCCCCUAUGGCAACCCGCAGUAUGCACCUGGGAAUUUCCAAGGUGGUGCCGGAGCAGGGCCUUAUGGUUUCCAGGCACAGCCCAUGGGAGGCCCACCUGGUCUGGGUGGUCUACCAAUCCAGAACCAGCCCACUGCCAAGGACGGGACAAUCUGGAUGCCCAUCCCUCCUCCUCUUCCCAACUGCCCUCCCGGGCUGGAAUACCUCACACAGAUUGACCAGAUAUUAAUUCAUCAGCAAACUGAACUUCUUGAGAUUUUCCUUGGAUUUGAAUCAAACAACAAAUAUGAAAUCAAGAAUACGUUGGGGCAAAGGAUAUACUUUGCGGUAGAGGACACUGACUGCUGUACAAGGAACUUCUGUGGGCCAUCACGACCUUUCACCAUACGGGUUAUGGACAAUCUGGGUCAUGAGGUGAUAACACUGCAGAGACCCCUGAGGUGUUCGUCGUGUUGUUUCCCCUGCUGCUUACAGGAGAUAGAAAUUCAAGCACCUCCAGGAACACCAGUUGGUUAUGUUGUCCAGAACUGGCAUCCCUGCCUACCCAAGUUCACUAUUCAAGAUGAGAGAAGAAUGGAUGUACUGAAAAUUAGUGGCCCGUGUGUUGUCUGCAGCUGUUGUGAGGAUGUUAAUUUUGAGGUAAAGACUUUGGAUGAGAUUUCUACCAUUGGGAAGAUUUCUAAGCAGUGGACUGGAUUUUUGAAAGAAGCGUUUACAGAUGCAGAUAACUUUGGAGUUGCAUUCCCAAUGGACCUUGAUGUAAAAAUUAAAGCAGUCAUGAUUGGCGCUUGCUUUCUUAUUGAUUUCAUGUUUUUUGAGCGUAUUGGUGAUAACCAGCAGCGAACAGGAGUGUGGCAGUGAAACCCAGAACUUUUUAUUUAGAAUGAAGGAAAUAAACCACCCAGCUUUCCAGUGGGUUGCAGAGCUCCCGUGAGAAUAUGAAAAAUGUAUAUCUUGUGCUUGUAAUUAUAUUUGUAUAAACUCUUUAUAGAGCUUUAUUGUCUAGCUUCUGUUUUUGUAAUCUAAUCAUAUUAUUUGUAGUAUUAAAAUAAGCACCCUUUGCCUGUACAGAUAAAUACUGUAGUGUAUAACAAUAUAUAGUAACCUUUUUCCAAUAAAUUUGGAAUUGUUUAUUAAAAAUUCUUAUUGUAAUUCCUA